Messenger RNA from Chelmon rostratus (copperband butterflyfish), 3145 nucleotides. It is a transcript of the gene dffa, whose product is annotated as DNA fragmentation factor, alpha polypeptide. Gene Ontology annotation, biological process: apoptotic process; regulation of apoptotic process. The transcript is spliced from 6 exons. The record is from RefSeq and is a predicted model, not a curated record. The coding region runs from base 114 to 1079 and encodes 321 amino acids. Lineage: Eukaryota; Metazoa; Chordata; Actinopteri; Chaetodontiformes; Chaetodontidae.
GGCGGUUCCGUGUUCGAAACGGCUGAAGGCGAGACAGUGGACGAACGGUGCCGUCAGAGGCUGUUAGUGUCCAGAGAGAGAGAGACAAACACGUCCCUCCACUUAAGCCCAUAAUGACAGAUCAGAAACCGUGCAGGGUGUGCAACUUCACUCGACAGAAGUCAUACGGGCUGGUAGUCCCCUCCUUGGAUGAGCUGAAGGCAAAAGGAUGCGAGUUUCUCGGCUUCAGCUCCAGUGACCCGGUCACAGUGGUCCUGGAGGAUGAUGGGACGAUAGUGCAGGAUCAGGCCUACUUUUUGUGUUUACCCUUAAACACAAAGUUCAUGCUGUUGCAGGAAAAAGACACAUGGUCCCCAGUUCGCAGGAUGGAUGGUGGCACGGCCUGGAUGGCCAGGGAAUCUGUGCUGCUGGACACUGAUACUGUGGACACCUCUGGUGCUGAAGCACCCUGGUGGGACCUGGCUCAGCAGCUGAAGCAGGAUCUGGCCAGCAUCAUCCUCAUGUCUGAGGCAGAUUUACAGACCUUAGUGGAUGCCCCGAGCCCUGAGCUAGCCUCUGCUCUGGGCUUCCAAGAGAAGAAGGCAGAGGACCUCCAGGAGACACUGCAAAGGGUUUUGGACCGACGAGAAGAGGAGAGGCAGUCCAAGGAGUUGCUCCAGCUUUACCUCAAAGCUGUUGAGAAAGAGGAGGGACAGCAGGAAGAGCCAAGCCAGCCCAUCCAGGGAGGGGCCGGAGAUGAGGAUUUGCCAGACGGGAUGGAAGUGGACUCUGCAUCUGGAUUCAUGUCCAGGACACUGAUGGUCCUGAAAGGCAAAACAAGCCCAGAGACCAGACUGUCCACUGAGGAUCUGCAGAUGGUAGUGAGCAGAGGGGUCGAGGCUAUGGAGCAGGUGCUGGGCUGGGACACAGCGAGGACGACGGCGCUGCUGCAGGCCUGCAAAGCUGAGCUGACCAGACGCCUCCAGCAGGUUCAGGCCAUGCAGUCCAUCAGAAGCAAUGCACAGCUGGACUGCAGCCAGCAGUCCAGUGAGAGGAGCGCGGAAGCAGGCGUAGAACCGGCAGCCGAAGGCGCCAACUAGGCCGAGACUUCACUUGAGCAGAGACUGAUAAGAAUUCAACUACCUGCCUCAGGGUCUAUAGAAUGGGAUUUAUCCUGUCGUACUGAUAGUAUCCUUAAUGCCGGAACCCAUGAAUGUUAAUGAUGUUGACGUUUGCAUCAUUUUGUAAAACUUGCAAACCGCUUUAAUGCUUUUGCCUCAAGAGGAAGCAGAGUGAUUUGCACAAGUCAUGUUUAUCAAAGAUAUGUUUGCAUUAACCACUGGCAUCAGCCUUCUGUUGGCUCCUUAUUUUGAUGUGUGCCAUGCUGUGAAAAUAAUCACAGAUAAAAAUAUCCAUGUGAAACUUAAAGCAAUAGUUCAACAAUUUGGGAAAUUUGCUUAUUUGCUUUCUUGCUGAGAGUUAAAUGAAUAUGAAGCUGGGGCCAGCUAGCUUAGCUUAGCUCACCAUAAAGACUGGAAAUAGGGGAAACAUCCAGCCUGGCUCUGUCUGAAGCUAACAAAUUCUGCCUGCCAGCACCUUGUAAGAUCGCUAAUUAAUCACUUAUAUCUUCUUGUAGACUUCACUGGCAACCUCACUACGAUUACAAGACUACAGGACUACAGGAACUACACCUGGCCAAGAAACAGCCCGCCAGUAAAACCACAACAUGGGUGUUAGCAGGUCGAUUUUAUUACCCUAAGGUUUUAUAGAAACUGUUGAAUCAGCUUCCCAGUAUUGUUUACAUUGUGCUCCCUCUUAAAAACUGCCAACAUUUUAUUUUACAGCCUUAUGCUAAGUAUAAGUAAGAAUUAUGCUUUGAACUACCUACAGAAACACUGUGGCUCUCUAGCUUAUGGUGAGUGACAAAACACAUUAUUUUGUGUCUCUUGCAAACAAUUUCCAUUUGCGAUCACUGAAAUGAUGUUUGCAUCUUGAGUGUAUGGGAUCUUUGCAGGGGAAGGUUGGAGUAGCAGCUCCUGCUUGCCAUCUUCCCCAGUGAGUCUUGCAAAAAGGGACAAAUGUCAUGUCUCCACAGCAGUGCCAUAGUUUUUUUUUUUUUUUUUUUUAGAUUUAGAGAAUGCUUUUCCCUAUUGGGAACAUAAACAUUUUUAUAAAUAUACGCUUGCCUAAAUGUGGCAUUUUCAUUUCUGUUUUGUACCAGAGUCUUCAUGUAUGUGCACCUUGGUGUGAAAUGUCAUUAACUGGUGUGUGAGAUCAUUUAGGGAAUAUCUACAUGGAAGAAUGAAUAGUAGAAACACCAUAAUAUGCAGUGGCACUCCCACGGCACAGUGCCUAAGCAACUUGUGCAGCACCACGUUAGAGCGACAGAGAGUACAGGCAGACACUGAAAGCAGGAUCCUGCUGAGAGGAACAUUUUCUCUGAGAUAUAUGCAAAUGCUGACACCCACCAAAUGGAUUUGGGUAAAAGCUAAGUUUGCAUGAGUACGUACAUCUAUUUGAAUGGGAUACACAGACUAAUUUAUCAUUCGAACAAUAAAAAGUCAGACAAGGGAACGUGUACAUCACUUCAUACAUGCAUGCCUCACUGAACACAGUAUGGACGGGCUUCGUCUAUGAGCAACGUGAAACCAAAAUAUAAUUAGGCCGAUCUAUUACAUGCUGUUAUUCAAGUUAUGUAUCAGUCUAGUGGCUGCGUGAUGUAAGACAGUGUGAGCAGGUCUGUGUGACUCAUAGGUCACAUGGCCUUUGUCAUGCCUGUCAUCUCAUCAUCUGUCUUGUGAACAAACGAUACUGGAUUUGAAUUUGUGGAAGGAUCAUAUUUUUGUGUUGUGGUGAGAUUGAGAAAUCACUGUGGCCUUGCACUUAAGUGUUACAUACAGGGAACAAAGGGGCACUCAAUGAGCUUUUUACUCAAUGUUGUCUAUGUACAUCACAAAUAUGAGCCUCAGCUCGACACUCUGCUGGUCUGUAACCCUGUAAGAAUUGUUGUGAGUUCCCCAGUUCGUUCACAUGUUGUAUCUUCAUUUAAAGAACAAAUGUGAAUAAGUGAAGCUGACUGUCUGUUCAGUGUGUGAUUUAAGGUUCCUUUUAUAAACAUGUUGAAUGGUGGUACGAGGGAUUUUUCUAAAAUAAACCAGCCCUUAAA